AUGUCAAAAGCAUCACGAAAAGUCUUACUGGGUUUUGUGGAUGAACAUAUCAAGAGUGAAAGCUGUUCUGAUGAUGCUUACACAGUAAAUAAAAUUGGAGGAUUGUCUAAUACACUAAAUCAGAAUUUUUCGCCAAAAUGUCCACUGUGUAAUCGCCAGACACCAUUACUCAUUCAGAUAUAUGCACCGGUUACAAAUUCUAUAUACCAUAGAACAUUAUAUAUCCAUGCAUGUGUAAGCCCUGGAUGUUGGAACAAAUCUCAAAGUUGGAUAUGUUUGAGACGACAGUGGGUCGCAGUAGAUGAUUAUGAUAAUAAGCAGCAGCCUACAACAUUUAUUGAAUGGUGUGAUGAUGCUGACGAUUGGGGUGAGGAACCUGUAGCUGUGGCUGAAGAAAAUGGUAAUAUUACUGUUCCAAGCCAAGCAAUUGAAAUAUGUGAUACUGCAAGUGCUGAGUUAGAAAAUUCUGAUGCUGAUGAUAAUGUUGUUGCUGAGCCAAUUGAAAUACCAAAUACAAAUUUUUUUCAAUUACUAGAUAGUAGAAAAGAAAUACCUUCAGAUCACUAUAAUAUGACUAUAUAUUUUGAGCCAUAUUAUAUAUCAGUAGCUUAUGAAGAAUCGUCUGAUACAGUAAAAGAGCAUGCAAAUAACUUAUUACACAGCUAUCAAAAUAAUCAAAUGAUUCUUGAAGAAAAGAAUGAAGGCUAUGAAAAAAGUUUACCAGCACAUGGUGAUAAGCUUUUUGAAACAUUUGCAUCAAUAAUAAGAAAAAAUCCUGGUCAAAUUUUACGGUAUUGUCGUACUGGAGGUAAACCUUUAUUUUUAUAUGAAGAAAGUGAACCAAAUGAAUGUACCAACUGUAAAGGUAAAUUAUUAUUUGAGUUACAAAUUCUUCCAUCAUUAAUUACAUAUUUGAAACUAAUAUGUGGAGACGAUCACCUUGGUAGUGGACACUUAGAAUUCGGAACAGCUCUAAUAUACACUUGUGAAAAUAAUUGCUGGAAUGAAGGAGAUACUUAUAAAUAUGAAUGUGUCAUUGUUCAAGAAGAAAAACUGUUUUAA
This is a messenger RNA of Macrosiphum euphorbiae (potato aphid), 1062 nucleotides long. NCBI's taxonomy places the organism in Eukaryota, Metazoa, Arthropoda, Insecta, Hemiptera, Aphididae. The record is from the annotation of a GenBank genome assembly.